This is a messenger RNA of Penicillium mononematosum, 1452 nucleotides long. RefSeq lists its product as uncharacterized. Gene Ontology annotation, molecular function: IgE binding. NCBI's taxonomy places the organism in Eukaryota, Fungi, Ascomycota, Eurotiomycetes, Eurotiales, Aspergillaceae. The transcript has a single exon. The record is from RefSeq and is a predicted model, not a curated record. The coding region runs from base 1 to 1452 and encodes 483 amino acids. Gene Ontology annotation, cellular component: extracellular region.
AUGGGGCGCGUAUCUAUACCAGUCCUGUUAGCGGCCUUCCUCGGGUAUGUCUUUGCUGGUAUCCACCAUCCUGCGCAUGGCCAUCAUCAUCACCAUCGCCGCUUGAUGCCGGCUAUCGAAGACUUCGAGCUGCAGAAUCUGCCCUGGGAUAAUGUGAAUAACACUCCAGACGAUUUCGUGGUGGAAUCCAUAACGCUCACAACAACGACAACCGUUUUUGGAAACUGCGCGCCAACCAAUCCCGUUCACUCCACCCUUACGCUUGUUGAGCAUAAGUCUGAGCCUACGCCAUGUUGGCAUAAUCAUAAUGUGUACAACCUCGCGCACCCCGAGCCAUAUGAGAACCAUUGGCAUCAACAUGGACCGCAGCCGGAGCCUAUCCUCCCUGCGCCGACAAAUAUAAGGCCCGCUCAGCCUCAAUUAACUCAACCCAAGCCCGCAGUCUCAGAGCCAGAGGUGACCACUACCAUCUUGAAGACACAAACAAUCACCAAAACCGCCACAAAUACCGUAAGGGUCACCGUCUACCCAGAUGUCAACCCUGUGCCACUUGCCAACACAACCCCGGAAAAUCCCUCAAAGGAAGAAAAAGCCGCGGCCCUUGCAGCCACGCUGCCAAAGGGCUCUUUAGAAGAAGAGAAAGCUGUCCCAGUUAAACGCCCCCCACCACCUCCCAAGAACAACGGCGGACCAAUUGAUGCCGUCCUCAAUCUGCCAAACGAAGUCCUCCCUGAUCUCCCAGUAGUCAACGAGAUCCUCCCAGGCCCAAAGCCACAGAAGCCCAAGCCAGUGGACUGGACCACAACACCGCCGGACGGGCAAUUCUCAACAAGAGGAUUUGGGGGACGUACUCCGCCAAAAGGAAAAGGCACGGAGAUCCACUACCAGGGCAAUGUCGGAAAGCCUUGGGGAAGCAAUAUCAUCAACGUCAGUCCAGCCGAGGCACACGCUUACAAAUACGUGGCGCAGUUUACAGGUUCGAAUGAUGUACCGUGGACGGUGGUUGUGUGGAACAAGAUCGGGCCUGACGGUAAACUGACUGGGUGGUAUGGCCACUCUGCUCUCACAUUCACUCUUGCACCCGGUGAGACUCGCUAUGUUGCUUUUGAUGAGGACUCUCAGGGUGCAUGGGGUGCUGCACCUGGUGAUCACCUGCCUACGGAUCAAUGGGGCGGAUACUCGUGUACCUGGGGCGAGUUUGGGUUUGGGGAUGGCGAGAAUAAUGGCUGGUCGGGAUGGGAUGUUUCGGCUAUCCAGGCGCAGAUUGCGAAUCAUCCUGUGCAGGGGAUGUCGAUCUGUCAGGCUAAUGGGAAGGGAUGCUCCAUAAUCACACCAGGUGCUAAGAAGGUUGUUGAUGCUUAUGUCAAGUCGAAAAAGCACCUGGAUGGUAUUGGUGGUUCGGCGUCCCCUGGUCCUGUGCGGCUGAAAGUGGUGCUUGAUUACCGGGGUUGA